CGAACUUUUCGUGAUCCACAACGCCACAAGGUAAGAGAUAGGAAUUUGCAUUGUAUUGAAAUUAUUGAUAAAUUGCUGACAUACUGAUUAUCUAUUCCAGGUGGAACAGCUAUUUUGAUGCUUUGGUUAAUGUGGAAAGCUUUUUGACGAAAAAUAGAGAUAACCUUGCUAUUGCCUUUGAUCACUUCAAACUGAAGAAACUUACUGUUUUGGAAGAGGAAUUUUUGAGGGAAUAUAUUAAGAUAAUGAAGCCACUAACUGAAGCCCUUGACGUCUUUCAAAAUAAGGAAAAAAUGUCAGCUGGGUGUGUCCUCCCCGUUCUCACGAUUUUGAAGGAAAAAAUUGCCGAAUUCAAAGAAGAUAGAAACAUCAUCUACUGCACACCGCUUGUGAACUGUCUUUUAGAUGGAAUAGAGAAAAGCAUCGAGGGUGAAGACACCGCCACAGCUAGUUUAAGUGAAACUGCUUCACAACCAAGGAAAAAUUCCCGGUUCUUGAACGGGUUGAAAUGGAAGGCUUCUGCGGAACUGGGCGAAGUGGAUCGCUACGUCAAUGACGGCUACGGUAUUCUUGAGGAUCUCAAUCGCUACCAAACAAUCAAGCAAAUAUUCAUACAGUACAAAAGCGCAUUGCCAUCUUCUGCUGCCUGUGAGCGCCUGUUUAUUGUUGCUAGCUUGAUUUUUGUACCGAAGCGUACAAAUUUAUCUGAUGCAAAUUUUGAUAGACUGGUUUUCUUAAAACAAAAUGGCACAUGUUCAAGAAACUGGAAGACUAGUCCUUCUAAAACUAAGUAA
Molecule: messenger RNA, 794 nt
Organism: Daphnia magna
Lineage: Eukaryota; Metazoa; Arthropoda; Branchiopoda; Diplostraca; Daphniidae
Exons: 3
Coding region: 246-794 (182 amino acids)
Source: RefSeq, a predicted model, not a curated record